AUGGCCGCCGAGGACGCUUUGGACCGCUCUGAGCUAGAUUAUUUUGAUCAUCCACUUCAUGUGGUUCCCUGGGAGGGUCCCAGAUCUGAGCCUAUCUCAGCCAUGGAGGUGGCCUGCAAAGCACAUGAUUUCUAUUUCCUGUCCACGCUCAACGCAAUCGACGCCUUGGUCCCCGCUCUCGACCGCCGCCAUCUGCGGGAGGAUUCAGUUCUCCUGGACAGUGACGCACCUCAAAACAAUUUCAGGCGAGGCCCGCAGUGGAACCACGAGUCUCCCUUCGCAACCAUAGGCUUCGAAAACAUUAGGGAUGUGAGCGGGGCUCACUCGCUGUUGGACACUGCCAGAAUAGCGGCGUUCCGAGACCAUUCAACCUUGAGUGCCCCUAUGUUCAAAUACAUUCCGACCCAUUUGGCUGUUUGGAUGUGGAGAAAGCUCGGCAAAUCGCACAAGCGAACCAUGCAUAUGUGGAAGGUCUUCUCAGAAGCUUAUCCCAGAUAUUUUCCUGAAGUGUGUCCAUAUUUCUGUUUCACGAUCAAUACGCACAAGGAUCCCGUGAGUGAUUACUUUCGCUUGCUGGAAAGCGAAAAGCUCUGCUGGCGUGCUAUCCUCUCCGUUUCCACAAAUAUCCUCGAGAUAUCCGAUCUCGUUGCCAUCGGCUCGAUGCACAACCUGGCCGCGCUGGAGAUUAAUAAGAUCGGUCGUUUGGACCCUGAUCGCGGUGACUGGGCUAGAAAGGGAGGCAUGACAGACAGUGUGGUCAGGAGCUGGGUCGACAUGGCUCUAAAAGAUAAAACCCUGCAGCAUCUCCGCGUCCUGAAAUUCCGCAACCAAGAUCGCCUCACUCCUCACUGCCUCGCUUACUUGUCCGAGCUCCCCGAGCUUCAAUUUGUCAUUACUCAGAACUGCAGUGGAUUCACCAACGUCGUCGCGCCCCUUUGUGCCCUGCGGCCUGACCGUCCACAUGAUCAGGAGAAUUUCAAUCCCCGUGUCCAUGGCUGGAUUGCCCGGACCCUGGAAAAUGUCAUCUUGAUGGACAAUCGCGGCCACGACAUCCUGUCUCCUAUUAUCAAACUGUACACCUACACCCCCAACGAGUCUUUCAACAGCUUCAAAGACAUGGAGCCUUUGCGGGCCUCUUCUCUUGCAGUCUCUGUUCCCGUCUUGGAGUUCCAGCUGCCCAUAAAUGAGCGUCGGGUGUACAAUAUCGAUAUGCAGCGAGGGAAGUACCGCGACGUGUGCUGCUUUGUUCGUGGUAAAAGCACCCCGAAUACUCUCAAGCGAGACGCCGAGAAAAGUGCCGACAUGUCUCGCCCCCAAAAAAGGAUUAUGAAACAACGAAAGGAUGGCCUUGAUUUAGCCCAAAUGCUGGACGGCCUCUGGUGA
This is a messenger RNA of Penicillium chermesinum, 1383 nucleotides long. RefSeq lists its product as uncharacterized. The record is from RefSeq and is a predicted model, not a curated record. Lineage: Eukaryota; Fungi; Ascomycota; Eurotiomycetes; Eurotiales; Aspergillaceae. Bases 1 to 1383 code for a protein of 460 amino acids. The transcript is spliced from 2 exons.